AUGAUUAUUGCUGACUACUCGAAUCAUCGUAUCGUCCAAUGGAAGAUGGGUGAUAAGAAUGGACAAGUAGUAGCCGGUGGAAAUGGCGACAGAAAUCGAUUGGUUCAAUUGUAUUAUUUAACUGAUGUGCUGAUCGACAAAGAGACUGAUAGUCUCAUUAUCGGCGAUCCGUGGAAUCGACGAGUUAUACGAUGGGCUCGUUGUAGUGAUUCAACUCAAGAAGAAAUUCUCAUUGACAACAUCCGAUGUUGGGGAUUAUUUAUGGAUGAUCAGAGAUAUCUCUAUGUCUCUAGCAACGAAACACAUGAAGUAAGACGAUAUCAACUAGGAGACAAGAAUGGAAUUAUCGUGGCUGGUGGAAAUGGUCCAGGUAGUGCUCUCAACAGACUCAACUCUCCGUCCUAUAUCUUUGUCGAUCAACAACAGAAUGUCUACGUAUCAGACUCGAACAAUCAUCGUGUAAUGAAAUGGAAUAAAGGUACAAAAGAAGGCAUUGUUGUUGCUGGAGGUCAAGGUCAAGGAGAUUCUCUGACACAAUUGUCUUUUCCUUAUGGACUCUUGGUCGAUACAUUGGGUACCAUCUAUGUGGCAGAUUUGUUCAAUAAUCGAGUCAUGCGUUGGACUCAAGGAGCACAAGAGGGUACUAUCGUUGCCGGUGGAAAUGGUGAAGGAGAAGGAGCAAAUCAGUUCAGAAAACCCGUGGGUUUGUCUUUCGAUCGACAAGGCAAUCUCUAUGUCGCCGAUUUAGACAAUCAUCGUGUUCAAUUUUUUUCAAUUCAAUGA
Messenger RNA from Rotaria sp. Silwood1, 783 nucleotides. The record is from the annotation of a GenBank genome assembly. NCBI's taxonomy places the organism in Eukaryota, Metazoa, Rotifera, Eurotatoria, Philodinida, Philodinidae.